CUAGUAUAGGUAUUUUCGUAGUUUGAUCUGAAUCACCGAAAAUGGAAAGGAGGAAACCUUUUUGGUGGAUCAUCCCUAUUCUUAAUCUUCUCUUUUGUUUACGUGUAACGAUUCCAACUUCAGAUGAUCUCUCUCUAUAUAUGAGUUACACUGAAAAAGAGUCUUUAAAGUAGUUCUAUGGUUUAUUUCUUGAGCAAGAAGAAACAGAACACCAUUAAAUGUCCGCAAAGAGGAAGGAGCUUCUGUCCUUAGCCAUGGAGAGAACUAGUGAAUGGAUUUCAUCUCAAGAGAUUCCAAGUGAUAUCACUGUUCACAUAGGAGACACGUCCUUUUCCCUCCAUAAGAUUCUUCUGUCAAAAUGUGGGUUUAUAAAGAAACUUACUUCCGAGUCAAGCAACGAUUCCAACAUCACCGUUAUCAAGAUCCCAGAUUUUCCAGGAGGUGCAGAAGCAUUCGACCUAGCCAUCAAAUCUUGCUACGGAAUAAACCUAGAGAUGAACGCAGAAAACAUCGCCAUGCUGCGUUGCGCAGCAGAGUAUCUUGACAUGACAGAGGAACAUUCUGUUGCAAACCUUGUGGAGACAACUGAGGUUUACUUAAACGAAGUGAUCCUCAAGAGUUUACCGAGUUCAGUUAAAGUUCUACAAAGAUCUGAGGGUUUGGUUCCUAUGGCUGAGAGAGUGAAGCUUGUGAGCCGGUGCAUAGAUGCAAUAGCUUAUGUAACUUGUCAGGAGAGCCAAAACAAGGAGGAUGUAGUUGACUUGUGGGCUGAGGAUUUAUCUGUUCUAAGGAUUGAUAUGUUUCAACGUGUCUUGAUAGCAAUGAUGGCUAGAGGGUUUAAGCAACACACACUUGGUCCAGUGCUUAUGCUAUAUGCUCAAAAAGCUCUUCGAGGGUUGGAGAUAUCUGGAAGAGGGGCCAAGAAGAUUGAGGUGGAACAAGAACAGGAGAAAAGAGUGAUUCUUGAAACAAUAGUGAGCCUUCUUCCAAGGGGGAGAAACGCAGUUUCAGUGAGCUUUCUUUCAAUGCUUUUAAGAGCUGCGUUGCACCUCGAAACCACAGUAGCUUGUAGGCUUGAUUUGGAGAAGAGAAUGGGAUUACAUUUAAGACAAGCCGUGCUUGAUGAUCUAUUGAUUCCCUCGUUCAAUGGAGACAACACUAUGUUUGAUGUGGACACUGUUCAACGCAUCCUCAUGAACUAUCUCGAGUUUGAAGUUGAAGGAAACACUGUUGAUUUUGCUACUGAUAUUGGUGAACUCAUGGAGUCUUAUCUUGCUGAAGUCGCUUCUGAUAGAAACAUAAACUUGGUGAAGUUCAUGGGCAUAGCAGAAUGCAUUCCAGAGCAGUCUAGGAUAACAGAUGAUGGCAUAUAUCGAGCCAUUGACAUGUACCUCAAGGUGCAUCCAAAUAUAAGUGAAGUGGAGAAGAAGAAAAUAUGCAGCUUAAUGAACAGCCAAAAGCUAUCGCAAGAAGCUUGUGCUCACGUAGCACAAAACAAACGUCUCCCUGUACAUAUAGUAGCCCAAGUUCUGCACCAAGAGCAACAAAGUCUCCGCCAAGUUUUGUGUGACUCAGAUUCUCCAGUAGCCGCAACCGCAAUUGCACCAGAAAGUCCUCCUCCUCCUACGCUAAGCUCCUACAACAAUGAGCUAUCCAAACUAAACCGGGAAAACCAAGACUUGAAGCUCGAGUUGCUCAAAGUGAAAAUGACGUUGAAGGAACUGGAGAGGGAGAAAGAUUUUGAAAUCAAGAGUUGUUCGGAUUGUUCUUCGGUUUCAACUGCUUCGGUGGUUAAGUCUCCAUUACGGAGAAAGUCAUUUAUAAGUUCCGUUUCUCGGAAGCUUGGAAAGCUUAACCCUUUUGGCCACACACAAGGACGAACCAUGACGCGUAAAGGCCGAAGACAUUCUAUAUCUUAGAGACAAUAAACACUUGUUCUUGUUGAUGUUUUUUUCAGUUCCUGUUUUAAAAGGAGGUUUUUCUGUAUCAACAUGUUUCAUUGUAUAAGGAGAGCAUGCCGAGAACAUCUAUUGAGUUUCUGUGUUUGGUGUAAUCCUAAAUAUUAGGGUCAUGCAAUGCAUAUGUAACGCAUCUUCCAGCUUCUACUCAAUUUUUUUCAUUCCCAAGC
Brassica napus (rape) is the source of this 2128-nucleotide messenger RNA. RefSeq names its product putative BTB/POZ domain-containing protein At3g49970. Lineage: Eukaryota; Viridiplantae; Streptophyta; Magnoliopsida; Brassicales; Brassicaceae. Gene Ontology annotation, molecular function: protein binding. The record is from RefSeq and is a predicted model, not a curated record. Bases 219 to 1919 code for a protein of 566 amino acids. The transcript is spliced from 5 exons.